Molecule: messenger RNA, 3746 nt
Organism: Sturnus vulgaris (Common starling)
Lineage: Eukaryota; Metazoa; Chordata; Aves; Passeriformes; Sturnidae
Gene: LRRC66
Product: leucine rich repeat containing 66
Cellular component (GO): plasma membrane
Molecular function (GO): protein binding
Source: RefSeq, a predicted model, not a curated record
AAAUUGUUCCACACCUGUUUAUCAUAGAUUGUAUGUGGUGGACUUUGCUCAGUGUAGUCGUGUGCAAUACCUGAAACAGAGUUCAAAAGUCUCCACUGUUGUUAGAUCUCAAGCUCUCAAGAAGUUGUGUUUCUCGACCAAAAGGCUGGAAAAGAAGAAAAAGGUUCUAAUGGCUUUUUUGGGAUAGAUGGAAGGAGGGGGGAGGUUACCAGUUUAUGAAUGUUCUUUCUGAAAACAAGUCAGCCUCCAAAACUGAAUGUUUAAGGCAGAAUGUUGGUAAUGCUGUGGUUAUUCGGUGUUGAUUUUUUUUAACGUCAAACUAUUUUUGCUUUCUCUUCUUGUGCUAAACUUAACCAUGAUUCUACGUUUUACACAUAGAUACCAUGGAUAACCUUCACUUGCAUGUCAUAGCUGUGGUCCUUUACUUUAAUCUCCCUGGAUCAGUGGGAACCAAGUCACAGUGGAUUCUUCCUGCUACACACCAUCGUUCAGAAUGCCGGUGGGAUGGGCAGUUCUUACUGAAUUGCUCCUUUGCUAGAAUAUCUACUAUUCCAGAAGAUCUAUCACAAACAGCAGUAACAGCUGAUUUGAGUUACAAUAAUAUUAAAACUUUUGUGUGCUGUGAUGGAAGAAAUGAAGAGUGGAUGCUAAAACACCUGAACCUCAGUAACAACCUGAUUUCUGAACUCACUUUAACUACUUGUACAAAUCUACCCAUUUUAGAAACUCUAAACCUCAAUGGUAAUGCCAUCCACACCCUCACACUGGACAUGCCUUCACCUGCACAUGGGUGUAAAAAGUACAGCAUUGUUGAUCGUCUCCUGCCUGCUUUGAAAGUAUUGUCACUUGAAAGAAAUAAUCUUAAUACAGUUCCAAGAGGACUAGGGCUCCUGCAGUCUUUACAAACUGUCCAUAUGUCAUCCAAUGCCAUACAACAGAUUGACCCAAAGGAUUUUCAAAACUGUUCACAGCUGAAGGACAUUGACCUGCGAAACAACAAGAUAACUAAAAUUCAUCCAGAUGCCUUCAGAGAUCUGAAAAAAUUACAGGUCGUGGAUCUCCGUGAAAAUGGUCUGACAAUCCCUCUACCAGAGACACUUAUCAGUCUGAACUUUUUUCAAUUUGAAGUGUAUUUGUCAAAGAAUGCCAGGAUAUUUAACUGCAGGCUAAAUGCUUUCAAACAUUUAUUUCAUUUUGUCUUUGACUCCACAAGGAACAAAUUGAGCCUUUCAUACAAUAAGUCUGCCAACAAUGCCCAGAAACCUCUGCUGUAUCUUUCAAGUUUCCAUUUAAACUGCAGGGACAAUGUUUUACUCAAAAGGGCCACAGUCCCAACAGGAACAGUCCUGACCUGUAACUUGGACAACAUAAGGGGCAAUGGAGUUUCUUGGUGGACACCUAAGGGCAGAAUUUCAAAAAAUCACAGUCUUCCUGAUAUGACACUGGAUAAAAUGAAUAAUUUAGUGAUAUACAAUGCUGAGAAAACUGCUGAAGGAUUAUAUUUGUGUCUUUUUAAUACAACAAAAGAGAAAUAUCUCAUUUACGAUAUAGAGGUGAAAGAAGGAGUUUCAGCAUUUUUGGUUAGAAAAGCCAGGGACACGAACGCUGUUUUUAGACAGAAAGAAACAGAGUCAAACUUUGCACUGGCUGUCUCCCUCUCUGUACUCAUCACAUUUGUUUGUGCUUUUUGUCUGGGUGCUUUUGCUAGACCCUACCUGGAGAGGCUGUGGAGACUCAUGUGCAGGAACAAAAAUUCAGGUCCAGAGCACACGUAUUCUAAUCAAGCUUUUUCAGAUGAAACCUUGAGUGGUGAGCCUGGCAGUGGUGUACAUUCACCAAAUCCCAAAGCACAGUACCAGAAACAAAGCAAAACUGAGAUCAACUUGAAGAAAAUACCAAUGUCUUCAAAAGUCCAACCUAGUAUUGACGAUAAUGAAAGUACAAAUAUUUAUGAUACUGAACUAUUUUUUGGUAGGACAGACUACCAGAACAGCAAUGAAAUAAUACCAAAAAGCAAAGUAAGAAACAACUCUGUCCUGCUGCAUUCUGAGAUCACAAAAAUGAGACCAGAUUCUCCAGAAAGAAAAGGCAUUGCUUCACAUAAUGAACCCAGGCACGCUAAAAAAUUUACGCAGGGAAGGCAAAAUUGUGAAAAACAAUUUGGUCUAAAUGGCAACAAAAAUAUACCUAGUGAUGUUGGAGAUUUUAUUUCAUCCAGUAGCUCCAGAAGAUAUGCAGAUAAUGAGAAUUUAAGCAUCUAUGAAACAAUAGGAAACUCUCCCCUUACAGAGCAUGACUAUAAAAGGAUACAUUCACAUGAAAAAGAUGCUUCAGCUGAUAUAUUUGGUGACAGUUCUUCAUCUGAAGGGAUUCCAUUCACAAUGAGUGAUUCUAGUUCUUUAGCAGACUUUGAACUGGAACAAUCUGAUAUUCGUGAAAACUUUCCAGUCUGUCAGUCAUUGCCAGAUGAAGCCAACACAGACAGUGGAACCGAGAAGUUUGCAACACCACCAGAGUCUCCAGUCAUUACUGCUGAACUUCAGGAGACUGGGAUAAAUGAAGAUGAGAACAGUGCCUAUUUUGAAACCAGUAUUAAUUAUGGAUCAGAUACCACCACACGUGAAACAGCAUCCCCUUACACUGAUAAAUGCAGUGGCCAUGUAAUGGUGUCAGAUCCAGAUACAGUUAGCUCUUCAAGUCAAGAAAUUCCAGAUACAUUUGAUUAUUUUGCUAAUACAGAAUCAACAGUACAAAACUCUAUUUCUGAUUCUCUCCACAAUCAAAGUACAGAUUUUGGUAACACUGUAUUUAAGUUAAAACAUUUUCCCCCACAUGACACAGAGAAAACUUCUGAAGAGGAUGAACUACAGCUGUCUCUGCUUCCCAGAGAACCACAGCAUUCCCUCAGCUUCACACACACGGAACAAAAAGAAAAUGCACCAGCAGAAAGUACAGAUGAGCACACAGCCAGGAACUCCCCAGAAAAGAAUCAUGGUGAAGCAGACAUUACAUUAAGAAAUAUGAGUACAUCUGAGGACAAUGGCUUUAUUUUUGCUCCCACUGAUACUGGUUUGAAUGAAGUUGUAAAAAAACCAUCACUGCUGCAUUCCAGCAAAGAAUCAUCUCUUCAAUUGCUGUCUGAACACACAGGUGAAAAACAUUUCAUGUUUGUUACGCAGCAAGAUCACUUGCUACCACAGGAGAAGCAGGCUUGUGCAGAUAAAAUGCAAGAAGGUUCUGAUGAGAAAAAUUCUGAUGAAUUCAAAGAAUUACAGGAUACCAACAAUUGCAAUCUACCUGAAGAAAUGCAGUCUUGUAAUCCUACACCAGUUCUGCUGCAUCUUCAUAGUUCUGGGAAAACACAGUCAGAAUUCACAACUGAUGAUUGCUUCCAACUGAAUCAGAGUGAUGAGGAUGCAGAUUCCUUCUCAAUCCCACAAGGUUUCUUCAGUGAAAGCACACCAUACAGUUCAUAUUCCUUCCCACAAAAGCCUAUAGGAAAUACAAUCUCUGAAAGCACUGAUUCCAGCAAGAUGAAGGAUCACACUACUUUGACAGAACUGGAGAACCAUUCUGCAACAACUGUAGAACACCUCCAAAAUUCCAGUGAAAAUCUCAGCAAAAAAAGUCAGACAAAUUCAGGACAGAACCCGUUUUUUGUUAAGAAGAAAAGAGCAUUUGAUGGAUUUGCUAAUAUUUUGCAAAGCCAGAGAACAAACUUCAAUAGUUGAAACACAAAAUGGUAA